Messenger RNA from Lucilia cuprina (Australian sheep blowfly), 972 nucleotides. RefSeq lists its product as uncharacterized. Bases 286 to 957 code for a protein of 223 amino acids. The record is from RefSeq and is a predicted model, not a curated record. The transcript has 2 exons. NCBI's taxonomy places the organism in Eukaryota, Metazoa, Arthropoda, Insecta, Diptera, Calliphoridae.
AUUGCAAUAUUUUCCCUGUCUCUAGUUUAACGACAACAUCGGCAGCAUAUCAUAUAUCCAAAAAACAAAAACAACAACAACACAAAAAAUAUACAUAUACAAAUUAAUGAUAUAUUAAAAAUAAUAAACUUAAAAAGAACACAACUAAAACAGUCAUGAGUUAACAAAAUUUACAACAAAUAAAUAAAAAAUUAAAAUGACAGUGAUAAGAAAUUAUAAAUAAAAGUGUUACAAACUAAAAAGAAAAAAAACUAUAAAAUAAACAAAACAAUAAACAAAUAAAAUAUGGCAACACUUAUAAACGAAGAACAACAUCUUAAUAUCAUAAAUGAUAAAUCAAAACAAACAAAGCAGCAGCAACAACAACAACACUAUUACUAUUUUGCCAACUAUAAUACAAAAGAAAAUAAAAAUGUCAAAGAGGAAAUCAGUGAUGGCAAUAAUAAUAGUGUAGAUGACUUUUAUCACAUAAAGCAAUGUUGUUAUCAAUCUACAACAACAAUUAAAAGUAGAACACUAAACCAAAGAAACCAAUAUAUUUAUACAACUCCCAUAACAACAGCAACAACAACAACAACAUUAUCACAUGUUCUACAUUCUCUAUCAUCCUACAAUUGCCGUUCUUCAUUUCUCACUGUUUUCUUAAUGGGUUAUUUACUGUUAGUUCAACAUUAUGCCAUGGCUGCUCCACAAUCGUGUAUACUCUGUGAUAAAAAUGAUUUACAAGCCAAAGAUCCUCAAACAAAUUAUGAAGAAUUUCUAUUUGAACAUCAGGUGACGAGACAAGAUGCGAUAAACGCUUUAAGGCAAUUAAAUGAUAGUUUUUAUGAAGGGACCUCCACGGAUAGUUCGUGUAAUGGUGUUCGUUGUACGGAAAAAGUUAUGAAAUAUUGUUUGGGACCUCAAUUCAUAAAUGAUCAUUGUUGGUGUGAGGUGGGCCACAGUACGGGUAAGUGAUAUUUUGUUUUUAGU